CAUGCAAGACUACCUAGUUACCUCCACCCAUGUCCUCGUUCCAAAUGCACAAGUCCGCUUGAGAGAAGCGAGCUUCGACAUGGCACUCUUAGCCCUCUCGUGCUAGCAUCCCACAAUCGCCAUAACUUGUAGGAGUGUCAUUGGGUGAGAGCGGAUGAUUAAUCCGUCCUAAACCUGGGGGUCCAAUUGUUUCAUCAUAAGAGCGUCAUAACUCUUGACGUAGGCUUCAUCCACUAAUAUGACGGGCUUCACUGCAUUCGAAGUGAAAAGUGAGGACAAGAAGGUACUACUUCCUUUUGACCUUAUCCCUUGAUUAUCUAGACAUCUUUCCAUCAAUGCCAACCAAAGUGCCCAUUCGAACCCUCAAGCCAUCACAACCCUCUCGUCGCCUACCUGUCACGAUAUCAGCACCACUUCUUCUUCAUCGACCAAGUCUUCCUUCCAUCACGGCCGCUCAACCUCGUCUCCUCGGUCUCAAGAACCACUUCAGUACCAUCCCCUCCACCAUGGCUUCAAACAACAACGCAGACUUCAAGCUCGACAGGCUCUUCGAUGUCAAAGGCAAAGUCGCCCUCAUCACCGGUGGUGGCUCCGGCAUCGGUCUAAUGGCUACCCAAGCGCUUGCCGUCAACGGUGCAAAAGUGUACAUCGUUGGCCGUACCGAGGAGAAACUCGAACGCGUGGCCGAAGUGUACGGCAAGGACAUCGCCGGUGAAAUCAUCCCCGUAGCUGCCGACAUCUCCAAGAAGGACGAAAUCAAGAAACUAGUCGAGUACAUCAAGUCCCGCGAACAGUGCCUUUGCAUCCUAUUCAACAACGCCGGCAUCUCAAUCAACACGCAGCAAACUGAGGCAAAAUCUGCCGAGGAGAUGUCUGCCAACCUCUUCGACGACGAGAACGAGACUUUUGAGAUGUGGACCGACACGUACAGAACCAACGUGCCUCAACUGUACUUCAUGACCACUGCCUUCCUCCCACUCCUCCAAGCCGCGCACAAGCACAACGACAACUUCUCGGGCACGGUCAUCAACAACAGCUCUAUCAGCGGCAUCGUCAAGACCUCGCAGCACCAUUUCGCGUACAACGCUUCCAAGGCCGCUGCCAUCCAUCUGACGAGUAUGCUCGCCAACGAAAUCACCCAGAAUGGCCUCAGGAUCCGUGUCAACAGUGUCGCACCCGGCGUGUUCCCCAGCGAAAUGACUGCGUCCGAGAGCGACGACAAGCAAAAGUCCCAUAUCCCCCGUGAGAAGUAUGCCGAGAAAGUGCCAGCAUCACGACCUGGUGAGGAGAGAGACAUGGCGAAUGCCAUCUUGUUUUUGGCGACGAACCAAUACCUAAACGGCCAAACCGUGGCGGUAGACGGUGGUUACAUUCUCAGCGCGGGUAGCGGGCCAUGAGUCUGCAUUUUAGAACGACGACGAGGUCAAUCAGUAGGGCUCGAAUAGGAGAAAUGAAGUCUGAUGUAACGAUACUCAUGCACGACUAAAAGAGGCACAUGUAGCCAGAGAAUGCUUCACAAAUGAAAAGUGAAUGAACAGCCAAAUCGUUUCACCUUCGUUUCCAAACCAGAACUUCU
Messenger RNA from Exophiala viscosa, 1576 nucleotides. Its product is annotated as gluconate 5-dehydrogenase. Gene Ontology annotation, molecular function: oxidoreductase activity. Bases 336 to 1397 code for a protein of 353 amino acids. The transcript has a single exon. The record is from RefSeq and is a predicted model, not a curated record. Lineage: Eukaryota; Fungi; Ascomycota; Eurotiomycetes; Chaetothyriales; Herpotrichiellaceae.